GGGCGCGCACCCAGCCCAGCCGGAGCCCGCGUUUCCUGAGGGACCCCUGCCCGCAUCUGGGGCGAGAUGGCCGCAGGCAUCCGGGCGCCCGAGCCGCGGGUCCUCGUCUGCCUCGGGGCGCUGCUGGCCCGCUGGGGCGCCGCAGGACUGGAGGCUGUUGUCAUUGGAGAAGUUCAUGAGAACAUUACUCUGCACUGUGGCAACAUCUCAGGACCGAGGGGCCUAGUGACCUGGUACCGGAAUGACUCGGAGCCUGUCUUCCUCCUGUCCUCCAAUUCCAGCCUCCUGCCAGCCGAGCCGCGCUUCUCUCUGGCAAAUGCCAGCUCCCUGCACAUCGAGGCGCUGAGCCUGCUGGACGAGGGGAACUACACCUGCCGGGAGGACCUGAACGAGACUCGGUGGUUCCAAGUGUGGCUGCAGGUGGCCAGCGGCCCCUAUGAGGUUGAAGUCACUAUUUCCAGCACCGGCACGCUCCCCAAUGGCACCCUCUAUGCAGCCCAGGGCUCCCAGGUGGAUUUCAGCUGCAGUAGCAGCUCCUGGCCUUCACCGAUGGUUGAGUGGUGGUUCCAGGCCCCGGAUUCGAGGAGCGAGCCCUUUGGAAACAACCUGACGGUCAGCUGUUUCGCUCUGCUACUGAUGUCCACAAACCUCCAAGGGAACUACACCUGUUCGGCCAUGAACAUGCUCAGUGGAAGGCAUCGAAAGGUGACCACUGAGCUCCUUGUCUACUACCCCCCUCCAUCAGCCCCUCAGUGCUGGGCAGAGAUGUCACCAGGAUCAUUCAAGCUGCAGCUCACCUGUCGCUGGGAUGGGGGAUACCCAGACCCAGACUUUCUGUGGACAGAAGAGCCAGGAGGUGUGGUCGUGGGGUCGUCAAAGCUGGGGGUGGAGAUGCUGAACCAGUCCCAACUGUCGGAUGGCAAGAAGUUCAAGUGUGUUGGGAGCCACAUAGUGGGGCCAGAGUCAGGAGCCAGCUGUAUGGUACAGAUCAGGAGCCCCUCCCUUCUCCUCUCAGAGCCCAUGAAGACUUGCUUUAUAGGGGGCAAUGUGACGCUCACCUGUCAAGUGUCUGGAGCCUACCCCUCUGCCAAGAUCCUGUGGCUGAGGAACCUCACCCAGCCGGAAACAGUCAUCCAGCCCAACAGCCACUAUCUCAUCACCCAGAAUGGCCAGAGCUCCACCCUCACCAUCCACAACUGCUCCCAGGACCUGGAUGAGGGCUACUAUGUCUGCCGGGCUGAGAACCCCGUGGGGGUGAGGAAGGUGGACAUCUGGCUGAGCGUGAAAGAACCUUUAAAUAUUGGUGGAAUUGUGGGCACCAUUGUGAGUCUCCUUCUGCUGGGACUGGCCAUUAUCUCAGGGCUUAUGCUGUACUACAGCCCUGUGUUCUGCUGGAAAGUAGGAAACACUUUCAGGGGGCAAGACAUGGAUGAUGUCAUGGUUUUGGUGGAUUCAGAAGAGGAAGACGUGGAGGAGGAGGAAGAUGCUGCAGAAGUGGAGGAGGAGGAAGCAAAUGAGAGGGAGGAGGUGCCAAAAGAAAUACACAAGCACGGCCACAUUCAUAGAGUGACCGCAUUGGUGAAUGGGAACGUAGACCAGAUGAGCAAUGGACUCCAGGCUCUGCAAGACGACAGCAGUGAGCAGCAGAGUGACAUCGUUCAAGAAGAUGACAGGCCAGUUUGAAGAAGAGAACUGUCCUUCAUUAUCCUGUCUUAAAAGCUUGGAAAGCUACACUGAAGAUGAGCUUUGCAUUCUGCUUUGACUUGACCUGCACCCCUGCCUGAGGGCUAGAAAAGGUUUGGGGUUCUUAGCAAAAAGGAAAAACACACACACAUCUUUCCUUCCAUUUUUUUCCUAAAUUGGUUUGACUUGCUGUAAGUUUUCUCAGUGAUGUUAAAAAGCAUUGGGAACAGGCAGUGUGUGGGGGACAGCUGCAUAUGGCAUCUGAGAUGCCCCUUUCCCUGUGACUCCUGGCUUUAUCCAGGUUGACUGAUGCUGAUUUGGGGGGACAGGAGUGGGGGGGAGGCACUUGGCCUCAGCGCACUCUGCCACUAUUAAAGGUCUGUAACCAGCUAGCCCCAGCACACAAGGGAAUAGCGCGGGGUGGUAAGGACACUUCCUUUAUCACUGCCCAGGUGAGCUGAGGAACCAGACAAACGUCAGCUUCCUGGAAAAGGUGAGGAGGUGUCAGCUACCAAU
This is a messenger RNA of Ceratotherium simum simum (southern white rhinoceros), 2199 nucleotides long. RefSeq names its product V-set and immunoglobulin domain containing 10 (gene VSIG10). The record is from RefSeq and is a predicted model, not a curated record. Gene Ontology annotation, cellular component: neuron projection. Lineage: Eukaryota; Metazoa; Chordata; Mammalia; Perissodactyla; Rhinocerotidae.